Messenger RNA from Cololabis saira (Pacific saury), 1776 nucleotides. RefSeq lists its product as uncharacterized. The record is from RefSeq and is a predicted model, not a curated record. NCBI's taxonomy places the organism in Eukaryota, Metazoa, Chordata, Actinopteri, Beloniformes, Belonidae. The coding region runs from base 111 to 695 and encodes 194 amino acids. The transcript is spliced from 4 exons.
GGGGAGCCGAACGGACGCGAACGCAGGCACCAACUGCAAGUAUAACAGGGACUUUAAGCUGCAAACCAUCACCUUCACAUCUUUUUCCAUUCGUUAUUUUUGUCUGAGAGAUGGAGCAAAAAAAGCCCAAAAGGAUUUUGAAAGAUUCCUUGGACAAUCUUUCUGAGCAGAACUUCCAGGAGUUUUGCGCAGCGCUCGUGGACCCCAGUAUGGAGACGCGCGUCCCUCUCGCGAAGGUGCAGGGGAAAAGCCGCCUGGACAUCGCAAAUGAGAUGAUAAGCACUUUCACGGAGCAGGGAGCUCUCAAGGUGGCCGAAAAGAUCCUCAGAUACAUCAAAUGCACCGAGGCUGCGAACAAACUCGCUCAAGAGGCAGGUGCAGGACCAGGAGGACCAGCAAAUCAAAAAACCCCGAAAAAGAUUUUGAAAGACUCCCUGGACGAGCUUUCUGAGGAGAACUUCAAUGAGUUUUGCGACGCGCUCGUGGGCGCUCGCGUCCCUCUCGUGAAGGUGCAGGGGAAAAGCCGCCUGGAGAUCGCAGAAAUGAUGAUAAGCACUUUCAUGGAGCAGGGAGCUCUGGAGGGGGCAGAGAAGAUCCUCAGAGAGAUCAGCUGCCCCCUGGUUGCGGACAAACUCGGUAGAGACAAACUUGACUUAAUCCAGAAUGGGGGCCAAGAUGAUAUGGAUCUGCGCUAGACACGUCAUCCAGUGUGAGAUGUAUGCCAGAAUAAGGCCCAAUCCCAAUACUCCCCCUACUUUCUUUCACUAGCCCUACUUUCUUUCACUACCCCUAAAAAAGAAGGGACAGAUUUUAGGGCACUUGAAAUCUUCCCAGGUCUGUCCCAAUUAGGGUUGCACGGUAUACCGGUACCAGUAUAGUACCGCGGUACUAGAGUUUUGAAAACGGUACUAUACCAGCAUUUAAAAACAAACGGUACUUUUAUAUAUUUUUUCUAUGCAAACGAAUUGGUAAAUUGGAGCCUGUCUCUUUAAGCACGGCGAGCUCAGCGAGUGUGACGUAGUUGCAGAAGCAGAGCCGCCUCCCCCUCCCACUCGCAUGCGGAGGAGAGAGAAACGAGAAGUCGCGUGUUAGACAGACAGAGCGGGUUGAAAUAAAGUUGAAAUAAAUAGAGAUGGCAGCUGCAGAAAAGCCCGUACUUUUGGACAAAAUGGGGGCCCGAAGUACGGUGUGGAAAUAUUUCGGGUUCAAACCGAGCGAUAUGGGCAAGCCAUUGAACCCAGAAACACCGCAGUCCGAGCGGUGCGACAAAGUGAGUCUCGCAAAAGGAGGCAACACUUCAAACUUGUCCAAACAUUUAAAGGACAACCACGCGGACUUCUUCCACGACUUCAGUCAAGAACGACAGCUGAUAACUUUGUUCACCAGUUCACUGCACUGUCAUGUCAAUUAAAGAAGUACAGAGCCUCUCCCAGCCCGUAGUAAACCUACAGUAGCCUAUACAGAGAGUUAAAACAUGUCCAUGGUUAAUAAAUGCAAUUUUUAAAUAUUAAAAAAAAAAAAAUUACAAUCUUAAAAUAUUUAAAUAAAUUCCACAGACUAUAAUAUAACUUUAAUAUAUUUUUUAUAUUUUAAUAUUAUUUAAUGUUUCAUAUAUAUUAUAAACCAUUAAGGCAAUGAAUUAUAUUAAUUAAUAUUAUAUAUUAAAACACACUUUUGUAAAACAUUCCAUUAGCCUACAAUAUCUAAUCCUAUCCUAAAGGACUGUCUCAGAAAAUUAGAAUAGUGUGAUGAAGUUCUUUAUUUUCUGUAAUGUAA